ACUGCAACUCGGUGUCUGGGUAGGACGUCAUUCGAGGUUAUUUGAAGUUCAUUUUUGCCUUUUGGGCGCUAAUUUUACUGUCACUUUUUAACGUACAAUUUCAUUACCAAUUUUGUACGUAUAUAAUCUUUAAGUAUGUCUGGAUCCAACACCAUCAUGAACAACGUGCGUCUGUUACGAAACUUAAACAGGAAUACAGUGAAAACAAUUACCACUAAAUGUCCCAUCAAAGUUAUUCAAGCAUAUAGGUGCCAAAGUUCCAUUCACUGGCGCACUGGCAGACGUCCGUCAGUAAAAAAUGUCGGCUAUCGUUUCUAUGCCACAGAUUUUCCAAGUCAUAUUAAAGUUUCUCUCCCAGCUCUGUCUCCUACAAUGGAAAGUGGCACUAUUGUUAAUUGGUCUAAAAAAGAAGGAGAGAGGUUGAAUGAAGGAGAUAAACUAGCUGAAAUUGAAACGGACAAAGCCAUUAUGGACUUUGAAACUCCUGAAGAAGGAUAUCUUGCCAAGAUCAUGGUACCUGCUGGUCAAAAAGAUGUUACAGUUGGAAAGCUUGUGUGUAUUAUUGUAGAAAAUGAAUCUGAUGUUGCUGCUUUUAAAGACUUUGUGGAUAAUACUCCCGCAGGUGCUCCUGCUCCUGCAGCACCAUCACCCAAACCAUCUACUUCUGCACCGGUUCCCCCACCUCCCACACCUGUGGCUCCCAAAGCUCCAGCGCCAACAUCAGUACCAAUUCCAAUCGGAUCUCGUAUACUUGCUAGUCCUUUAGCCAAGCGUUUAGCUAAUGAAAAAGGAUUGGAUUUAAGUACAAUUGCCCAAGGUUCUGGUUUGUUUGGUUCAAUAAAAUCUACAGAUCUGGAUAAAGCUUCUAUAGCCAGUAGUAAAAAAACUGCUGUUGCUGAUGGAACUCGCGGUGAUGGAUUUGUUGAUAAACCUGUGACAAAUGUUCGAACUAUCAUUGCAAAACGUUUGCUCGAGUCAAAACAAACUAUACCCCAUUAUUAUUUAACAGUUGAUUUGGGUCUAGAUAAUAUUGUUUCAUUGAGAAAGCGUAUGAAUGAACUUUUGGAAAAGGAAGGAGUUAAAUUAUCUAUAAAUGAUUUCAUUAUUAAAGCUGCAGCUUUAGCGUGUAAGAAAGUUCCAGAAGCCAAUUCAUCUUGGAUGGAUAGUUACAUUAGACAAUACGACGCAGUUGAUGUAAGUGUGGCUGUAAGUACUGAAACAGGACUAAUAACACCAAUUGUAUUUAAUGCAGAUACUAAAGGUUUAAUUGCAAUAAGCACUGAUGUUAAAGAACUUGCCGCUAAAGCCCGCCAAGGUAAACUGCAACCUCAAGAAUAUCAGGGAGGUACAUUUAGCGUUUCAAAUUUGGGAAUGUUUGGUGUUAAAAGCGUAUCCUCGAUAAUUAAUCCUCCUCAAUCGUGCAUACUUGGUAUUGGUGCUAUGACUCAACGGCUAGUACCAGAUAAGACAAAUGGAACCCGUGCACAAGAUACACUUCAAGUUACAUUGAGUUGUGAUCACAGAGUUGUAGACGGUGCUGUAGGAGCACAAUGGUUACAAGCAUUUAGGCGAUAUGUAGAAGAACCACAUAAUAUGCUUCUUUAAGACCGACUCAUUGUCUCAAAAGCAAUUUAGUCAUAAAAUGCUUUCUAUAAUAUAAUUUCUCGUUUCUGUA
Messenger RNA from Rhopalosiphum padi (bird cherry-oat aphid), 1675 nucleotides. RefSeq names its product dihydrolipoyllysine-residue acetyltransferase component of pyruvate dehydrogenase complex, mitochondrial (gene muc). Gene Ontology annotation, cellular component: pyruvate dehydrogenase complex. Lineage: Eukaryota; Metazoa; Arthropoda; Insecta; Hemiptera; Aphididae. The coding region runs from base 136 to 1605 and encodes 489 amino acids. Gene Ontology annotation, biological process: pyruvate decarboxylation to acetyl-CoA. The record is from RefSeq and is a predicted model, not a curated record. Gene Ontology annotation, molecular function: dihydrolipoyllysine-residue acetyltransferase activity. The transcript is spliced from 8 exons.